UGACGGUGUUUCGACAUGAUCAGUGGGAGGGACUAUACAGUUUAGUAACAUAUACACACACACCACAGAAAGAGGAAAUGAUCAAACACAAGACCGCUGGAGGCAGAGAUGUUGAAAUUACACAGAUAUGCUUUUUUUCAAAAUUUCAUUUCCACAAAAGUCUCUCAGUAGUGGACUGGAGUUUGGUUGAACAUCAGUGAAGGUUUAGUUCAGUACAGAAUGAACACGCUCCUCAUCAUCAUCAUCAUCACCUUCUACCUGAUCUCAGGUCCAGUGCACUGCUCUGAUGUGAUUGGUUAUCCUGGAGGUCGUCUCAUAAUUUACUACAAACACUCAGUUAGUUUCAGAUCUUCUGUGUAUUUUUGCAGAAGGAAAACACAAACAGAGUGUAAAGAUUUAAUAGUCGCUCGGGGAGAACAGUUACACACAGGGGUUCAUCAGGACAGAUUUACUCUGUUUACCUUUGAGGAAGUCAUUAUAUUAAUAUUCAGAAACCUGAGUUUACAGGAUACAGGAGUGUAUCAGGGUGGAGAGACUGGAGUGUGGAGUCAGAACUUUAACCUGAAAGUGAACAGAGAUCCAUGUUGUAGUCAGAGAAAAACAGUAAAAGGUUAUUUGGGACGGACUGUGAGAAUCAGCUGCUCCUAUCCAGUAGUGUUUGCAAAAAGCAUGAAGUUCCUUUACAAACUGAAUCGUCUCUCUGAAACUGAAGUGAUCAGAACCAGAGGAUCAGAACAGCAUCAGGACGCCAGAUUCUCAAUUUCUGAUGACACGAGGAAUAAAGAGUUCAGUGUGAACAUCAGUGAUGUGGGAGAAGAUGAUGGGGGAGUUUAUUCCUGUGCAGUCAGUAAUGAAGAAACUGAAGUCAUUUAUCACUCGCUCUUCACUGGAAUUCAGCUCCAAGUUACUGAAGGAACAGAAGACACAACAGAGAAUCCAGGAGGCAGAUCGGAAUCAGCUGAGACAGAAGGAACAGAAGACACAACAGAGAAUCCAGGAGGCAGAUCAGAAUCAGCUGAGACAGGUUCCUCUAUUAUCAUCUCUGUGCUGGUGUGUGUGAUCCUGCUACUGGGUGCUGGAUUAGUGCUGAUGAUCUACAAGCAGAGACGGAGCAAGUCACAAGGUUGCCUGGACGCGAAUGAAAUAGAAAGACUUUCAGAAAUUGCCUGCUCUGAGAAAACUGAAGAUUCUGAAGCAACAGUCUAUUACUCGAUCAUUCCACUAUCCUCACACCUCUCUGAUCCCUUAAACACUGUCUACGCUACUGCAGAGUUACCCACAAUCCCCUCUGAUCCUCCUAACAAUGCGUACGCCACUGCAGAGUUACCCACAAUCCCCUCUGAUCCUCCUAACAAUGUGUACGCCACUGCAGAGUUACCCACAAUCCACAAUGUGUACGCCACAGUGAGCAAAAUGCAUAGAUGAGAUUACUCAGUCCUGAAUAAACUGUAAUACACAUUGCACAGUUUGUUUUGUUUUUAAAAAUUGCACAUAAAAAUCCUAUGUUUUAUUCAUUUUAAGGUAAAAUUAUUAUUCAGUGAUGUGGCAUGUAAUGAUGGUUGUGUUUAUCCCUUAAAUUGAAACAAUAAUUUUUGGUCGUUCUAGAGUGUGAAUUUUCUGAUGUCUUUAUAACAGACAUUUUAUUCGAAUACAAUGUAUUUUCACAAUGUGGCUGUUUUUAAGUACACACUCACUCACUCACUCACUUAUAGGGGUGGGUAAUUUCAAUUUAUAGUUAUAUCUUUAUUUUGUAGGUUAAAAUAUCAAGCAGAAUUUUCUUUUUAUAAAGUUGCUUUGCAAAAGUAAACAUUGUUAAACGUGCUAUAUAGAACAAACAAACAAUCAAACAAAUACAGUGAAACCUCGGAUUGUGAGCAUAAUUCUUUCUGGAAGUGAGCUUGUAUAUCAAAACACUCGUAAACCCCAUAAGUUCCCUAUAAGAAUUUCCCUAUAAGAAAUAAUGAAAACUCAGAUUAUUCGUUCCACAACCCUAAAAAAAUAAAUACAUAAAAAUAAUAAAUACAAAAUAUAAAGUAAAAAUUAAACAAAUUAACCUGCACUUUCAUGGAGUUUGCAUGUUCUCCCCGUGCUUGGUGGGUUUCCUCCAGGUACUCCGGUUUUCUCCCACAGUCCAAAGAUACUGUAUGCAGGCUAGGCUAAUUGGUGUUUCCAAAUUGCCCGUAGUGUGUGGAUGGGUGUGUGAGAGUGUGUAUGUGUGUGUGCGCUCUGCGAUGGAUUGGCAGCCUGUCCAGGAUGUACCCUGCCUCAUGCCCUAAGCCUCCUGGGAUAGGCUCCAGGUCCCUGCAACCCUGAAUACAGGGUAAAGCCGUAUAGACGGUGAGUGAAUGAGUAAGUGAACCUGCACUUUACCUUUAAAAAAAAGGAAAAAUAAAUCCAGACAGAUAAGUGUUUCUAUUAGUGUUUGUCUGCGCACGUGCUGUGUAUAUGUGUGUGUUUGUGGUCGCAAGCGCUGUGUAUGUGUGUGUUUGUGUGCAUAUGUACUGUGUGUGUUAACACCCUCUCCCUCUUCUCGUCUUACACCGUAACCUCUGUUUGAGAGUAGGCAGGAACUACUGUGCAGCACAGUUUUCACACACACACUAACCGAAACACUGCCUCAGAAACGUCUCUAACAAUCGAUUGAGCGACACACUAACAGAAUUACUGCUGUAAAGUUGAAAUAAAACUAAUUGACCUGCACUUUACCUUUGAAAAGAAUCGCGAAGGGCGGAGUCUUUGUUACUAUGUGUGUGUGUGUUGUGUAUGUGUGUGUAAAGCCAAAAGGAGGAGGGAUGUGUGUGAAGGGGCACGGUGUCUAAUGACCCGCAGAGACACAUAACGGAGUCAGUGCAAAGGCUGAUACAGAGUGAUGGACAAAAUAAAUCUUUAACCUCUCUAAUGAGACUUUCUUUUGCUUUACACACGUGUGUUAUAAUAAACAGUACAUGCAUGGUGUACACACACGCAUACAGACGCAAAAUAAACAGUGUUAUAGUAAACAGUACACACGUGCACGGAUGUUGAUUAUACCAGUAAGAGACGCUCACUAAGACCCAGCAGGGGAGACGAUUACCCACAAUGCCGCAGCACAAGAGAGAGAAAUACCGUUGGCUCAGUUGUGAUCACGUGACGCUCUGCCUCAAAACAAGAAGCGCAUGCGUGAUACAUGAUACUCAAUUGUAACAGGCGGUUGCCUACUUACGGGCUUCCGGCCAGCCGGGGGCGCAGUGAGGGCUUUUUAAUUUUAAUUAAUAAAAGAAGAAGAGAGGCUGGGCCUAGGAAACAGCAGCCAUUACACAGCUAAGAGCUGAAUGCCAAUAGCUAAAAGCUAAAUGUUAUGUUAACCCAAAUGCGGGAUAUGUUUUUAUCCAAUACGCAUUUGGCUGUUUCCUCGGGAAACUACAUUGGCAGCAGUGUGCACGCGGGGCCGCAUAUUCGGCUGCAUCCGCGCCACCAUUAAAGGGACGCCACUCACUGAGGACAUCGGGCGUGGAGUGGGACGUUCUCUAGUUCUGUGUAUUUGAUUUAUGGACUUUGUGUUGAGAGAGAAAAGACUCUAAAAUCUCAGCAAAGCUAUGGGCUGGGUGAAUGUGGUAUGAGUGGCAUGCGUGUGACUGGUGUAAAUAUAGCACAACAUGAAUGUAAAUACACUUGGAAUAUCUAAUAUUGUUGCAAUAAAUAUUUACUAAACAUCUUUGCUUGUGUUGAGGAG
Clarias gariepinus (North African catfish) is the source of this 3712-nucleotide messenger RNA. RefSeq lists its product as uncharacterized. The record is from RefSeq and is a predicted model, not a curated record. The coding region runs from base 220 to 1425 and encodes 401 amino acids. The transcript has 8 exons. NCBI's taxonomy places the organism in Eukaryota, Metazoa, Chordata, Actinopteri, Siluriformes, Clariidae.